CAUGCGCGAGCGAGAAAAGUGCGUUUUAGAAUGAUUACUGGUGGCCAACGGAGAGACAGAUUAUACGGCUCUACACAACUGUUGUUUUAAUCCCCUGGGCGAGGAGAUUUAGCAAAGAAAAAACACUGGCCUCAAACGCAGCAGCCAUAUUGUAUGGAAAAACGGCAGAAAGGCUCAUCUUUGCAGGAAACCGCGUCCCCUCACACACCUUUGUCAAGACUUUUGUGGAGUUUAAUUUCCUCCUGACUGGCGGCGGGCGUGUGUGGGGCAGCUAGCUCGCCAGCUGGCUGAGGGAUCCUCAGACUGGAGCUACUUUCAGGCAGUUUACAUCGUACUGUGUCUAUCUCGUUGCUUCGUACGUGUCGAAUUAACCACCUGAAAGAUGAAGGACCGAUUGGAGCAACUCAGGGCGACGUGUGAUCAAGAUGAUGACGAGGUGGAGAUUGCUAUGGAUAACGCAGGCUUCAUGGAUGAGUUCUUCUCUCAGAUUGAGGACAUCAGGAACAGUAUUGAUAAAAUCGAUGAGAAUGUGGCUGAAGUCAAAAAGCUUUACUCCGUCAUCCUGUCUGCUCCCACAUCAGAUCAGAAGACACAGGAUGACCUGGAGGCAAUCACCAAUGACAUAAAGAAGAUGGCCAACAAUGCAAGAAACAAAUUAAAGACGAUUGAGAGGAAUCUGGAGUCCGAGGAGCAGGAGAGGGUGUCAGCUGACAUGCGGAUACGGAAAUCACAGCACGCAGUUCUGUCUAGGAAGUUUGUGGAGGUAAUGACAAAAUAUAAUGAAGCCCAGGUUGACUUCAGGGAGAGGAGUAAAGGACGCAUUCAGAGACAGCUAGAGAUCACUGGAAGAGCGACAACAGAUGAAGAACUGGAGGAGAUGUUAGAGAGCGGCAAUGCAGCUGUGUUCACUGCAGGGAUUGUGGACUCUGGGAUCUCAAAACAAGCCCUGAGUGAGAUUGAAUCCAGACACAAAGACAUCGUUCGUCUCGAGAGCAGCAUCAAGGAGUUGCAUGAUAUGUUUGUAGACAUUGCCAUGCUUGUGGAAAGCCAGGGUAACAUAAUAGAAAACAUAGAGCAGAACGUAUCCCAGGCUGUGGACCACAUAACGGAGGCUAGAGAACAGACCAAAAAAGCUGUAAGGUACCAGACUAAAGCGCGCAAGGGGGGGAUGAUAGACAGGAUUGAGAGCAAUAUGGACCAAUCGGUGGGCUUUGUGGAGCGGGCCGUGUCCGACACAAAGAAAGCCGCCAAGUUUCAGCAGGAGGCUCGUCGUAAAACCGUGAUAAUAGUGGUGGUUGUGCUGGUCUUGCUGGGCUUAUUAGCUCUUAUAAUUGGUUUGUCAGUGGGACUGAAGAAAUGAGCUAUUUGAGAAAGAGGAGAGCUAAGGGUGAGUAACUGCAGAGCAAACAAGCGCUGCAGCUCCACGUUGGGUGUGGGUUAGAAGCAAGCUUUGGGAGAGUUCGCAUGCUGGGUUUGUUAGACUUCGUAUGUGUGUAUUUUUCUGCUUUCCUCAAGGUUUACAUGAGGUGUGUUUCUUUGUAUUUGAACUUCUUGGGUGUGGGAUUUUCUCCACUUGUGCCUCUGGUGACUGCUGAACAAAGAACGAGGUGCUAGUAGUGUGUUUUACACUGUCACAGCUGGUGUUAGGUCUGUGGUUUCAUUCUCGUCAUCCACCGAUAAUGCACCCCAUCAUUAAAACCAUUCUCCCCUUGUCUCUCUCUCUCUCUCUCUCUCUCUCUGUCUCCCUCUCUGUAGAAGAUGAUCAUUAUUGCUGCAAUCUGUGCUGUGGUUGUUGUCAUCAUCCUCAUCAUAAUCCUCACUCAGACCCUAUAGCUGUACUGUGAUGUGCCACCGUCAUCUGUUUAGUCAUCACCCACUCCAUCUCCUGGCAAUAAACUGAACCGAUCACUCCAUGUGGAUAUAUCCCUUCAGCCAAAGAUGUCAUCAACUUAAAACUGCCCCAGAAAUUUCGGCCACGGGGAGAAAACUUUUGUGCGCGUGGACACAUUUUUAACUUUUGUUUUUAUUGCUUGGACCAAUCCCAGUCACCCUUCAUGUUCCCCGCUUUGACGGUGUGUGUGGAUGCUCCGCCGCAAAUGAGGAAAUAAGACUGAUGCUAACACGGGGAACAAUACCGGUUCUAUCUCAGCGGAGGCCAAAAAGGGAAUUGAAAAGUAACUGAUUCUAAUGUAACUCCGGCGUCGCUAAACAUUUCAUUGUUCAGCCUUCAGUUCCAAAGGUUCAGCCUUGAAACAUUUAACAUUUCAGUUUCAACAAGUUGAACGUGACCUUUUUAACAUUAUUUCUUGCCUUUAUGAGCCUUGACACAUUUUUAUGAUUGAAAUGCUAGCUACUGUAUGUUCACUGUAACUGGAUUAUAUUUAGAUUUGUGGAUAUUCAGCACUUUUCACAUUUCAAAACACAGUAUGUAGUAUUUGUGUAAGUAAGCACAUAUGAGCCUGUAAAGAAUAGAUUUAGAGUUAAUACUAUUUAUGUUAUCAGUAUCUAAUAUGUCUCCAUUCCUCAGCUUGAAGAUGACUGGUGUUUACUCACUUGUGAUUCUUCGGUUUUUAGAGCCCAGCUGUACUGAGUUCAAUGUGAAGGAUCAUGCUUAUGAAACCAGUUUCAGGGACAGGUUGAGAAAUAUGCAUUCCUCACACAAUGUUGUGAUAGAAACACUGGUAUAAUGUUAGUCAUUUUGCUCUUUUACACACACAGACAUGACUAACUCCAUUAGCAAUCUGUAAAAUGUACUGAUGUAAAUUGACACUCUAAUGUACACCUCUGUUGGCUGUGGACUCAGUGAUGUGGAAAGGUUCAAUUUGCUGGCAUAUUUUAGGCCUCAUAAUAUUUCUACUGUAAACAAACACCUCAGUUGCCAGCUUAAUAUGUCAAGAAGAACAGUGCAAUAACCCUGAAGUUAAUAAAGGUUAUGAUGUUUAGUUUUUGGUGUCCCAGCAUUAGAGAGAUGACUUUAAAUUACAUUGAAGAUGUCUGUGGUGCUUUUCAGUUGUAUCGUUAUAGCUUUUAAUAACGACUAAAAUGUAGCUGGUCUUCGUUGAAACACACUGGGGAUGAACCUCUUAGUUUACUGCUGAAAAGCUCCACAAGUACUCAAUAAAUGAACAAUGAAGAAGUAAAACUUACACAAAUGUAAAAUAUUUAAUUUAAAAACCAAGCUGUAUAUUACCUUGAAAUUAUGUUUUUAUUCAUAUGUGAUAAAAAUAGGUAGUAAAGCACUUUAUUCAUUCCAAGCUAAAACUUGACAAUGUAUUAUUUAAACGUUGUCAAUAAUAGCCAGACAAAUCAUGUUACCAUUUAAUGCAGGCACUUGUAGUAGUACACUGGUUAUGUAGGAGUAUUAGUGAGGUAGGAUCUGAUUCUAGCUCAGGUUGAUCACCAGCAUUUCAACCUUUAUCGAGUCAUGUUGGUGCAAUAUGAGAGCCACCACCACUGAGAUAAGUCAUUUGUUUUCAGUAAUCAAACUAGAGCUUGAUUGGCGCAUGGGCCCUUCAAAGCGAGAGUGCGUCUGCUCCACAGCUGUUCAGUCUAAAGCUUCUGUCAAAACAUCUCCAUGAGAGAAGAAAACUGAUACAAUUGUACACUGUUUACUCAAAGUGCCAAUGAUUUGAAUGAAUAAUAAAUAUAAUUUGUAAUCAC
This is a messenger RNA of Betta splendens (Siamese fighting fish), 3660 nucleotides long. RefSeq names its product syntaxin 3b (gene stx3b). Lineage: Eukaryota; Metazoa; Chordata; Actinopteri; Anabantiformes; Osphronemidae. Gene Ontology annotation, biological process: intracellular protein transport; synaptic vesicle fusion to presynaptic active zone membrane; exocytic insertion of neurotransmitter receptor to postsynaptic membrane. Gene Ontology annotation, molecular function: SNAP receptor activity; SNARE binding. The transcript is spliced from 11 exons. Bases 383 to 1360 code for a protein of 325 amino acids. The record is from RefSeq and is a predicted model, not a curated record. Gene Ontology annotation, cellular component: postsynapse; presynaptic active zone membrane; SNARE complex.